AUGGCUCCAUCUGCUCCUGGUUUUCUCUCCGGUGGAGGCUUACUCGCAGCUGCGGAAGAUGUUGAGUUUGCUCAACCUGUUAGCCACGAUGUUACGCUGAACAUACCGCCCGUGUUCAAAUGCAACCCCUUCGAUCACACGCUGGUCGUCAAUCUCGAGGGUCCAGGAGGGGAAGCACGACGCAAUCACAUUUUGCGCGAGUUCGGCAAGAAAGGCUUGCGAGGAAGGUUCAAAUUCUGGCCAGCCGUCAAUUUCGGCACAGACGAACAGCUGGCCCAGGAGACUGGAAUGAAGAAGUGCCCGUGCGAUGCGAAGAAAGGCUGUGCACUCAGUCAUAGGCGCAUCUAUGAGACCAUGCUCGCCGAGCAAUGGGCAUGUGCGACGAUCUUUGAAGACGAUGUGACUCUCGCUGAAAACUUCACGAGCAGGAUAGAAAGUGCAAUCGAUAGCAUCCCACCCUUCGAUGUUAUUCUGUGGGGGUUUUGCCCCGGUGGGGCCAAGCCCCGGCACGGUCCGAAGGAUCAGAGCUCAGUCCCCAUACUUAGAUACGGCUGGCCAGGUUCGUGUGUGCACGCCUACACCGUCAGUCUUCAGGGCGCUCUGAUGUUGACACAAGCAAACACGCCAGUCCAGACGCCCCCUGAUGGAGCUAUGGAUGGCAUGCACUGGUUCAGAGAUCGAACGAUGUUGCAUAUCGACAGGUCUGGUGGCGUCAUCACUGGCUCCUACUGGUUCGCCACUCCGCAGCUGUCUUGGCAAGGGGUGGAGGCAGACAACUUGGAUGGAGGAGUUUGA
Messenger RNA from Symbiodinium necroappetens, 795 nucleotides. Lineage: Eukaryota; Dinophyceae; Suessiales; Symbiodiniaceae. The record is from the annotation of a GenBank genome assembly.